GGGCGGUGCUAGAAACUGGACGCCUGGCGCUGUUGGGAGAGAGCGUGCUAGCUGGCGUUACAGUGGGAGCGCGAGAGAGGUAGAGUUAGAAAGGCGAGAGAAUGAAAGAAAGAGAAAAUGAGUGAAUGAGAAAGCGUGAGAGAAAGAGAGAGAGGAGAAAUGAGUAUGUGAAGACGGAUACUGAACAGUUUUUGGGCUGUUUGAGCAGAGAAAACGAGAGAAGUAUCGCUUUUGGAGGAUAUAAACCGGCUGUUUUUUGGGAAAAACCACCGUUGGAUUUUGUAACGUUACUUUUUUUUUAAUUCAAACUGAGUGACGGUUACAGCGUUACUCCCCGUUAUUAUAUAGCUUAGCCUAGCAGCCACUGGAGACAGAAGGGAGAGAGGGUGUUGUAAACCCGUUUUUCCUUCUCUACGACGGGUUUCACCACUGGUGCCGACAGGUGGACCUUCGCUUUAAUCUGAGAAGACCAGGACAAGUCUAAACUAAAGAUGGAGCAGGUAUCAGAUGAUGAGCUGGACCAUGCUGCUGAAGAAGACAGCGAUAAGGAGGAUCAAGACCUGGAUAAGAUGUUCGGGGCCUGGCUGGGAGAGCUGGACAAACUCACUCAGGUGACACACACAAUGAGUUUGGAUGAUGGGCGUCCAGGAAAAGUACAGAAAGCUCCUCUCAGGGAAGAGACCAACCUGGCCAACUUUUCCUAUCGCUUCUCCAUGUAUAACAUCAAUGAAGCCAUAAAUCAGGGUGAAACAGUAGACCUGGAUGCCCUGAUGGCUGACCUCUGCUCAAUUGAGCAGGAGCUCAGCACAAUCGGAAAACCUGCCCAUGGGCGGCCAGUGGACCCCAAAAAUCGUCAACGGCCCCUACCAGGGCGUUCAGCCAGCGCCCGGCAGGCAGGGGGCAGCAGUGGAGGUGGGAGCAGUGGAGGCAGUGCCUGCAGCAGCACCCGUGCUUCACCUGCUAACACUAUCCGUGGAGCCAGUGGGCAGCCCCACAGCCAGUCCCGCCCCAUGGCCUCCAACUUCUCGCUAGACGACAUCACAGCCCAGUUGGAAAAGGCAUCCCGCAGCAUGGAUGAAGCGGCCCGGCAAACAUCUGAGUCUUCCUCGCCAUCCUCAUCGUCAUCAUACUCGUCUGCCACACUGCGUAACACCACUACCAACUCGCACCAACACCGGCGCACAGGUUCAGUGGGAGCGGUCAGCGAUCAGGAGGCGCGCUCGUCUCGCUCCAGCGUUAACUCCGCCUCCGCCUCCAGCAUGGACUCGCUGGACAUGAGGGGGCAGGAGGGGGAGGGGCCUGCCACAGGGACGGCCACAACACAGCAGAACCAGAGCCAGACCAGCACUGAGCAUGCCUCACUGAGAAAAGCAAAUGGUAACACUGCCAGACGGCACCUAGACUUCACCUCACAGGAGGGGGAAGUGGAUCAGUUCACUCACUCGUACCUGGACAGGGAAACCUCCCAGAUUUUAAAAAGCAUUGCAGGAAAGCCCUCUCACCUGCUGACUAAGGAGGAGCAAGCUGCCAAAGCGAAGGCUGAGAAAAUUCGUGUAGCUCUGGAAAAAAUUAAAGAAGCGCAAGUCAAGAAGCUGGUGAUCCGAGUGCACAUGUCUGAUGAAAGCUCCAAGACCAUGAUGGUGGAUGAGAGGCAGAGUGUGAGGCAGGUGCUGGACAGCCUACUGGAUAAGUCCCACUGCGGAUACAGCCCAGACUGGGCCCUGGUGGAGACCAUUACUGAGCUGCAGAUGGAGCGUAUAUUUGAGGACCAUGAGAACCUGGUAGAGAACCUUCUAAACUGGACCAGAGACAGCCAGAAUAAGCUCAUGUUCAUCGAGCGCAUUGAAAAGUAUGCACUCUUCAAGAACCCACAGAAUUACCUUCUGGGAAGGAAAGAGACGUCUGAGAUGGCUGACAGAAACAAGGAGGCUCUGCUAGAGGAGUGUUUCUGCGGUGGCUCGGUAUCCGUCCCCGAGAUUGAAGGCAUUCUCUGGCUAAAAGACGAUGGGAAAAAAUCAUGGAAGAAGCGCUAUUUCCUGCUCCGUGCAUCCGGAAUCUACUUCGUCCCUAAGGGCAAGGCCAAGGCCUCUAGAGACUUGGUGUGCUUUCUACAGUUGGACCAUGUCAAUGUUUAUUAUGGACAGGACUACCGAAGCAAGUACAAGGCCCCCACUGACUACUGCCUUGCCCUCAAGCACCCACAGAUUCAGAAGAAAUCUCAAUACAUUAAGUACUUGUGCUGCGAUGAUGUCAGAACCCUUCACCAGUGGGUCAACGGGAUCCGCAUUGCCAAGUAUGGGAAACAGCUGUACUCGAACUAUCAGGAAGCUAUGAAGCGCACCGAGGCAGCCUACGACUGGUCUUCUCUCUCCAGCUCCAGCAUCAAGUCUGGCACCAGCUCAGUCAGCAUUCCUGAGUCACAGUCCAACCACUCUAGCCAGACGGACAGUGGCGUGUCGGAUGGUACCUCAUCUACACAUGCACGUUCCCAGAGUGUGGUCAGCUCUAUCUUCUCUGAAGCUUGGAAGAGAGGCACUCAAAUGGAGGAAAGCAUCAGGAUGAGACCAGAGUCAACACGUUCAACCCACUCUACCCACAGUGGUCAUAGCAUCCACUCCAGCCAUAGCAACCAUCCCCAUAUGCAUGCAUCAUCCCAUUCACAGCAACACACACCACAGCAUACCCAGCAAGCCUCACAUCCUCGUGGAAGCGUUACUCAUACCCCUGUUCAAACUCCACCCCAGCCCUCUCCAGCUCCACCCCCUCCACCACCUCCACCCCCACCUCCACCACCUCCACCUCCCCCUGCCAGCAUUGCCCACCAUUCCACCCCACCAAUAUUUGCAAAAUACAGCACCAUCACUCGCCUGCAGAAUGCUUCUCAGGCUUCAAAGCCACACCCACAAGCCCAGCAAGUGCUUCCAACACCGCCUUCCCAGGCACUGAAGCCGCCUACUAACAAUAUUCCUCCAGGGGCAAAUAUCCCACCUCCACCACCCCCUCCUCCACCAGCACCUAUGCCUGCUCCGGGUUCAGCCAUGGCCGUUCUGAAACUCGGACCUCCAAGUCCAAGUCCAUCUGCAGUGCCUCAGUUCAUCCCUCCAGCACCGGUAUCCCCAUCACCACCACCACCUCCACCUCUGACAAACAUGCAGUCCCAACCGCUUCCACCUCCUCCUCCCCCAGUACCUGUUCAAUCCCAGCCUUUUCCCCCACCUCCGCCUUUAUCUAUUCAGUCCCAGCCUCUUCCACCUCCUCCCUCUCAACUAUCUGCUCAAUCCCAGUUAUUCCCCCCACCUCCACCUGUAUCUAUCCAGUCCCAGCCUCUUCCACCUCCUCCCUCUCAAGUAUCUGCUCAAUCCCAGUUAUUCCCCCCUCCUCCACCUGUUUCUAUCCAGUCCCAACCUCUUCCACCUCCUCCGCCUCCAGUACCAGUCCAGUCCCAGCUUUUUCCCCCACCUCCAACUGCACUUAUCCAGUCCCAGCCUACUCCACCACCUCCUCCACCACCCCCACCACCACAACUGCCCAUCCAAAGCAAUUUCCUUCCACCUCCCCCUCCUCUACAACCCAACGGUUUGCCCCCUCCAGCCCGUCCCCAACCAGCCGUGCCCCUGCUAACCUCCAAUGGCCUCAAGCACGUUCUGGCCCAUAAGUUCCCCAACUUGCCUAGAGAUGUAUCUCCUCCUGGGGGUCAAGCUCAGUCUCCUCCUCCACCGCCACCUCCUCCCCCUCCUCCACCUCCCACUCCUCCAGCACCUCCUCUGCCGCCUCAGCAGCCUCCUGCCCCAGCACCACCUCCGCCUCCUCCACCACCACCUCCCCCAGGACCUGUCCAACAAAUGGGUCCUCCCCGCCCCUUGGCCAAAAUGUUCACUGGAGGAUUUCCCCCCCAAACUGCACCAAAACCUUCAGGCACGGUCUUGCCUGUGUCUCCAGUUGCUCCCCUUCCUCCAGCUCCUCCACCCCCACCUCCACCCCCUCCUGCACCAAUGAAGAGCCAUCCACCGCCUACUCUACCCAAGCAGCACAGCAUGUCCAAGACCCUGCCAUUCCCAAGCCAGCCCUCAACUACAUCGUCUUUGGUCAAGCAACUGGCUAGCCAGUUCCCCGGUGCAUCAUCUACAGGUGCCAACCAUGUGGAGAGUCACAAAGCUCCACUAUCACCACCUGCGGUGAAGACUAAACCAAAAUGGCAGCCUGGUGGAUUGCAGCAGCAGUCGCCAGAGUUUCCCCCACCUCCUCCUGACAACUCGUUUGCUUUUCCACCUCCACCACCACCACCACCUUGCCCACCUCCUCCUCCUUGUGCAGGCCCUAUACGUUCUGCAGGCCCUACACCACCACCACCACCGCCUCCUCCUCCUUCUGCAGGCCCUGCACGUUCUGCAGGCCCUACACCACCACCGCCUCCUUCUCUCUUUGCAGGCCCUACACGUUCUGCAGGCCCUACACCACCACCGCCGCCUCCUCCUCCUCCUCCUUGUGCAGGCCCUACACGUUCUGCAGGCCCUACACCACCGCCACCACCUCCUCCUCCCCUUCCCCCAGCUCUACCAGGUUCCCCAAUGAAGAAGUCCCCCUCAGGAGGCAAGAAACCUCCACCAACCCCUCAGCGCAACACCAGCGCCAAGGCCAACUCUUCAUCCGCCUACCAGGAGUCCCGCCAAAACUUGUUUAGCAAAUUCAGUCCCAGUUCAGCGCCUUCUGCACCAGCGUUUUCCUCUGGUUCUCCGUCCAAGGAUCUAUUCUCUGGGCCCCCAGCACCCCCCAAACCUGGCAAGCUGAACCUGGCCAACUUACCUUUGGCCUUGCAGAGCAGGGUUGGUCAGAGCCGUCAGUCGACUGCAGAUUUUCCCUCUCCUCCACCACCAGAGAAUAACAUCUUUCCGCCUCCACCACUUGACUCGGAUCUUCCCCCUCCGCCACCACUUCCAGGUGGAAGUGCCCCCAAAGUCGCUGUGGUGAAUCCACAACCGCAGCCUCCGUGGAACAAAAGUUCCCUAAAGAAGACUCCUGGUUCGGCAGCCCUCCAUCGCAACAACACGCCUGAGCCUCCGCCUCCUUUGCCAGGAGGCCCUGCCCCUCCAACGUCUCCAAAGGGAGGUAGUCAACCGAACUUUCUGGAAGACCUGAACCGGACCCUAAAGCGCAAAUCCUUGCGCAAUUCCAGUGGCAAGUUGGACCCUGUGGCCACCAUGGAUGACAUGGUGUUGCCGCCACCUCCUCCGGAGCUUCUACUCGACCAGCAGAGACACAGCGGGAGCGGGUACAUGUCUGGCAACAUCUCUGGCUAUGCAACGCUAAGGCGGGGGCCUCCCCCUGCCCCACCCAAACGGGACAACAGCACCAAACUGACAAAUUGAGAUUCCAGGAACCGUAUUGCACGCUCCCUGCUUUUCCCCCUUUGUACAGGGUUUUGGAGGAAAAGUGACCUGCCUACCUGGGUCUUAAACAGUACGCUUAAAUAACUCCUGCCGACGAGAGAGACCACAGUGACUCUCAGCUAUGGUGCCGCUCAGUAUCAAAUUCCGUUUUAAACUUUGAUAUGAAGGAAAUCUAACCAAUUCAACAUACUGGUACUGCAUGGACAUAGGGCCAAAAUAUCCCAAGUACAACAAAAAAAAGUUCCUUGGUUUUCGAGUGGAUGAAUGUCAUGGAUUUUCGUAUGGAAGUCGUAGGGAGAAAUCAUUUUGCCUUUUUUUAUAUAGAUUUAUUUAAAACAAAAACUGAAGAUGUUUUUCUUAUUUUAGACUGAAGUUUUUAAGGGUUGACGAUGACUGUUGUUCAAGGAGGUAGUGUGUAAGAGGUUAGGUGUGUUUGUACAGUGAAUUUUUGGCUGGCAUGUCAUUUUUGCUUUUUCCCGCAAGAGAGACACAUUGAUUUGCAGUUGUCAUGUGAAUGUGUUAACAUUUACCAGGCGAGCUUCAGAAUGUUCUGUGACAUUCUAGUGCAUUCUGUGAGCCUCCUUAAGUGAUGUUAGGUAGCAGUUUUGUCAUAAAAACAGAAAAAAAGUUUGCAGAAAAGAAUGGAAGCUGUUUGACAGCAAGGUAUAUGGGUUGCAUUUGGGAAAUGUUAAAAGGGGCAUUCAAACAAAUGUGCCAGAAGUGAGGAAACGUGGCCUGAUGGCUUAUGGGUGGGAUUGGUGGAAUUAAUGUGUCUUAAGCCCCUUUCACACAUGCACAGUGACUCGGAGUACCUUUUCCAGACAUUGUCCAGAGGAACUAUGUGUGAACAGAAAUGUCUGGAUUGGUUGUACGUUGUCUGAACAUUACCUAAACUUUAUUGUGCCAGACCCCUAGUUCAAAGUCAGGGUAAUGUCUGAGUGUAUCUAUGGGUAGAGAGAUAUACUUGCUGUUAAAUGUUAUUUGCGUACACAUGAAGGUGGCAUUGUGUUGUGUCAUGAUAAUUAAGUUAUCGUCUAUUAGGAGAUAAAUGAACAUGAUCUCGAUCAUUUUUACCGUCCUCAGUAUUAACAUUGUGUUCAUUUGCAUGUAUUUAAGUGGAGAGUGGUUACUUCACUUUUUCCACCACACACACACUCCCACACAUGCACAGAACAGUUUUACUGCUGAUGAAGUCCUUCACACCAUUUAAUGAAGUGAUACAAGGCAAUCUGUAACUCAUGUUUCAAAGGAAGAAAGUUCCAGACUUACACAAACUUUUCUAUUGAAAAUGUCGUCAGCCAUUCAGCUUUUUAUCCUAUCUGAACAUUAGCAUGUAUGGUAAAUGUGAUUCGAUCCUUUCUUAAAAAUUCACAAUGCAGAUGGUUGUCUACGCAAAUGCAUCGCAAGUACAUCUCUAGCCUGUGUGUGAAUAGAGCAGGAAUUUUUCCCGAAAAAUUUACAUUGGGUAGUGACGUGCCUCCUGCUUGCGUGCACUGCACAGGUGCCACCACUUACCUAAAUCCCCUUACGGAAUCUUUCCUGUAGUAAGAACGUACCUGACACGUAAAUCUCCUGACUGUACACUUGUGUGAAAGGGCAGCUCCGGCUAACGUUCGAAUCUACUUCUCCGGACAUUUUCCGGAGUUCCUAUGUGGAAAAAGGCUUUAUUAAUAGUUGGACCUGUCUAAUCUACGUACACUAUUUACAUCCCUGCAGUAUCUGGCUGUACACAUAAGCUGCUUUGCUCGUCUGUCUGAUUGGUCAUGCCUUGGAAUCCCUUCUGGAAAUCAUUCAGGUAUUCUGGUAAAAAAAAAAUGGAUCAUGUACACGUAUAACUAACGUCCUGUAACUUGAGAGCAGUGUUCCACAUGACAGCGACUACUGAAGACGUCAUCCUUUACGAGGAGUUUUGGCAAAAGGAGGCCUUCUUGUAAAUGCAUGUCAAAAAAAGUGUCUUAUUGUUUUGGUUUAAUUACCAACAGGCUUUUACACAGGGUUCUGGGUUUCGAUGAGCUGUACUCUGCUUUAAAGUGACUCCAACAUCUGGUAUGAUGAUCAAAUCAAGGACUACAUAAUAGCUGGAAUUGGGCAGACAAAGUCAAGGACCAUGUGGUAUAUGUAUAAAAAUAUGCAUAUUAACUUACUCAACCAUGUAUUCCAUUUGGUAAGACAUCUGUGUUUAAAAAAAACUGAAUAUAUGACGAAUAUCAUGUUUCUUUUCAGGGUUGUGACAUAUGUAAGCAUUAAAUUAUUCUGGUCUUGAGCCAUUUGGAGUGCUAUGGAAAUUCUCAGCUCUAAUCUCAGUGGGAAAAUGGCAUUUUUUGGGUAAUGAAGAUGAAGUGUCUUUGCAUUUUCAUGUAAGGUCGCAGUAUAAAUGUUAUCAUACCUCA
Molecule: messenger RNA, 7777 nt
Organism: Astyanax mexicanus (Mexican tetra)
Lineage: Eukaryota; Metazoa; Chordata; Actinopteri; Characiformes; Acestrorhamphidae
Gene: raph1b
Product: Ras association (RalGDS/AF-6) and pleckstrin homology domains 1b
Exons: 18
Coding region: 492-5366 (1624 amino acids)
Biological process (GO): signal transduction
Cellular component (GO): cytosol; plasma membrane
Source: RefSeq, a predicted model, not a curated record